AACAAUGAGUUUUGACUUGCACGACAAGCUUGACUUCAUAAACUCGUGCUUCAAAUCUGAGUACGACGAGUCUAUUGUCGAUAUUUUGGGCGAACUGAAAGAGUUGUUGCAGUUCGGAGUGUCAGACAAGGACGAAAUCGAGGCAGCCAAUGAGGCUGUCUUCUUCAAGAGCAACGAAAUGUUUUUCGGCUGGUUGAACCAAAGUUCCAGUCGGGCCGAUGACCAAAUUAGACUAACGCUAUUAUCUUUGCUGAAAAUGUGGACCGAAAAAGUUGAACCGCUACUGGUUAUGAAAUACUCAAAAGCCGCAUUUGACAACCUAUUCGUGUUUGUCAAACAAGCGAAUACAUCGGCCAAAGUUUUGCAAUCGGCGUGUAAAUGCCUGGAGUCUAUCUUGACAAAGUGCAGCGAGUGUGGGAGUGUAGAAAUAGCCAAAUGUGACCAGCUGUUUGCUGAUGUUUUCACCAGAAUGCGAAGUGGAAAAGAGAAAAGCCUGAUGGUUCAAGAGGCAUUACUGGAACUGUUGGGAACCCUUGCCUCAAACCAACCGAAAGUAGUCGAAAGUCAACGGAACAAGUUUGAAGAAAUUAUGGUGAAUGGAAUUAAGAACCAAGUUGAAAGCAGGCGCAAAUUUGAGCUCACCUUAACGACGGGUUAUAUUGCCGCUUUGAAUGGCUUUUACAUGCAGUUUGCUCCGUCGCCCGCUUUUGAACAGAAAGUAAUCAGCUUAAUUUCAGUUGUGCUUCAAACGAAUUCUUUCGCCGAAAUGAGCAGAUACAGUCUUCAAACUGUCGCUCUGAGGUUUCUGAAGUUGCAUUUGGAUAAGUUUUCUUCUUUUCUCUUGGAUUCAUAUCCCGACAUUUACACCAAGAUUGACUUCUAUGUCCAGCAAAACAACCCGGCGCUGAGUCAUUCCGCCCACGAGGCCAUGAUUUCCUUCCAAGAGGCUUUAGUUGCCUCAAUGCCAAUGUUGAUGCGUCGAGACGAAAACAAGAGUUCGGGCAAGGGCAAAGCCCUAUUUGUAUUCAUGUACGAAAAACUGUUCGCAACAUUUACAAAAGCAGAUGCAAAACCGAAGCAGCUAGCCUUAGCCAUUGAGGGCCUUGGGAGACUUUCGCCGUUCUGUGAUACGUUUUUAGGUUCUGCAAAAGUGUGUGAGCUUUUUUCUCAUCUUGUUGAGAAAUGCAAACAAAUAAGAUUGGCUUUUCUGUACCAGUCGAGUAGUGAGUUUUCUGUUGAUUCUGAGCAGUCUGCCAAUUGGCAAAGGAUGCACUAUUAUCCCAAUAUCGUCAAAUCAUUGGCCGAAAUUAUUUUGUCCAAUGAAAUAGCAGAACUGUUUUUGCUGGCCGAAAGUAAUUCUAAUGCGAUUCUAUCUUUCUGUACUUUUUUGAUAUCUCGUUUUCCUUAUCAAUUGCCGCCACAGCAAUCAUUUUCAUCCAAGGCUAUUUUGUCGGUGAUCGGCGCAUUUAACCUUCGAAAAUUAGACAGCGAAAGUUGUUUUUUGUCUCAUUUUUGGAUGCAAUGUUUAAUUAGGGCUUGUCAACAUUCGUCUGUCAAUGCUUUGAUUCAAAUUGGAACCCCCGAUUCGAGUUCUGGAGAAAAAGUGCUGUCCUAUAAAAAUUACAUUCCUUUCAUUGAAUAUUUACUCACUCUGAAAAAUUACUUCGCUCUAAAGGAUGAAAACUUCGACGAUGAUCAUCUUGAACAAUGUUGGAGAAAAGUUCGGAUCGAGUUCAUGGAGACAGUUUUGAAAUUGGUAGAAAUUCUGAACUUGAAAGCCAAAAAGUCUCAAUCAACAAAUCAAUCAAAGCAAAUUGAAACUAACAUGAAUUUGACGGUUGAAAAACCUUCUGAUGUAGAAAUAUUUGUAAAUUUGGCAGACAUUUGGAGUACUAUUUCCUCUCAGAAAAAUUUUGCUUCUGGUUUGAUUGUUUCGGAAGUUUCCCUUGUGGUUUCGUGUGUUGAAAAGUUACUUGACUAUGCCAGGGAAUUUCCACAUUUAAGUGGCUGGUUCAAACUUUUAACCAACUUCUUGGCUUUAAUAUACUCUUCCCAAAAAGAGGCUGAAAGAGACACUUUGAAGGAUGUACACGGAAGACUUUCCCGCAGUUUGCUUCCUUUCUUGGGCUAUUUACAAAACGAAAUUGAUAGUUUUUCCAACGAAAUGCUCAUCGCCGCUUCGACAUUUGUGCUGAAAUGUCCCGUAGAAUUGGUUUUGAACUGUGACAAAGAAAUGAAUCAUGUCCGCAAAAUCGUUGAAACUGCUUUUUCGCUACAAUAUAUGCCAUUAGCUAAAACUUCUCUGGAGUUCCUGCAAAGCUUAGUUUCUGAAUAUUACGAAAGUUCUUCUAAGAAGCAAAAAUUGCUGGAGAUUUCGAAGUCAAUUGCCCCCAAACUCUAUCCAUACCUCUGUGUCGAGACUUCGGACUCGCUAGAAGACAAAAGUCACCUGGUUUCCUUGAGGAAGAAACAGUCUCGCUCUAAAAUAAAGCAUCUAGUCAACACGGAUCUGUCCGAAGUUGACCCCGAAGAAAUGAGGAACUUCCAGGAGAGGGUCAUCAUUUUCCUCUCCUUCUUGCCAAUGCCUAUUGAACAAAUUUUUGUGCGUGAUGAAAGUGAAUGUGGGAACAAUUUGAUAUCCAUCAAUGGUCUUGAUGAUGCAAAAAUGACAUACGCCGUUCCGUUUCGAGAUACGAAACCCAAAAUUAAAUUCGACAACAUGUUACUUCCAAUCAUUAAAAUAGCAGAAAACUCUCCAAACCGAAAGUCAAAAGUAGCUGCCUGUGAAUUAUUGCAUGCUUUGGCAAUUUUAACAGUCGGCAAAAACGCCCAGAUGCGUUCGGCUAAAAAUUUGAUCUCGUUUGUGUCGAUUUAUGAAGUGAUGUUUCCAGCUUUGAUCCGAUUGGCUGCCGACAAUGACUCAAUAGCCAAUCAGUUGUUCGAGCCCCUUUGCUUCCAGUCCAUUCACUGGUUCACGUCUGCUGCGUCUCAAGAGUCGCCUGAAACUGCAUGUCUUAUUUCCUCCAUUUUCGACCAACUGAGCUCCGAGCAUAGUUCGGCUGUUCGCAAUUUUGCUGCAAAAUGUUUGAAAGAAGUGUUUGAAUGGAGCAUCAAACAUUGUCCAAAAGACGAGCACCUCCUUAAAACCACUCGUUUGAAGCACAUCUGCAAGAUUAUUACUUUUAACGCCAAGAAUCCGAGUUUGAAGCUGAAAAUGUCGGCUAUUGUGGCUUUUGAGACUUGCAAGCGAACCUUAAGAGAGCAUAAAAUUCUAGUUGAUGCGUUUGCAAUGGAAUGGUUAUUCGCCUUCCUGGAUCUUUUGAGAUGGACAGAUAAUUGCGAAAGAAGUUCUGGAAUUUCUAAGCAAGCAAGCGAAGUGUUGCGUGGUAUCUCGCGAAUCAUUUGCAAGUACUCGGCUCUGUUUGAGAAGAGCUCGAACGUUCGAAGGAUCCCGUUUGGUUUGAAGGAUGCCACCCUUAAAGACACGUUAGGGCACCUGAUUCUGAGAAUGCGUAGUCCUGAAAUUGAGUACCGCAGAGCCAUCGUUGAAAUCAUCGGACAAUUGUGGUUAAACUCCUCGCAUGUUUCAUCCGCAAAUUUCUUCAAACACUUGACACAUGUUUCUGGAUGCAUUGAAACAUUUGAAAGUUCACUUUCACGAGUGCCAAAUUUCAAAAAAGAGGAAUCAAAUUUAAUUACUGACUUCUUGAACAGCCUGUUAGCUUUAGUAGAUUGCUAUUUGUGGAGUUUGGAAAAUGUGAAGCUUGAUUUUCAAAGUUUGCUCAACUCUGAAAAUACUGAAUUGUGGUCAAGAGUUUCCGCUUUUUUGAAAUUCGUGAGCUGUGACGCUUUUGAUGAAACCAAGCAAAAAGUUUGCUAUCAAAGUUACUCUAAGCAAGAAUCAUUUGAAAAGGUGUGUGCUAAUAUAACAGUAGGGCUAAUGAACUUGCUUUGCUCUAUGAACAGGAAGUGCCGGUCUAAAGAUGUGGCUAAAUUGCUAUCAGGCGUGUUUGGCGAAGAGUACUGCAACCUUAUUUGUACUGCAAUCUUCACCCCAAAUCAGUUAGGAUUGUCUUCCUUGGGUCGAGAUGAUUUCCAGUCCUUCUCCCAACUUCUAAGCGAAACUUCGAAAAUCGUUCAAUCUUUGUCCACUGCAAGAAUAUUCCUCGAAAGCAAAAUUAGAGAAAACAUUUUCGUGCACUCCAAAUUGAAUGCAGAAAGUUUUGUUCUCAUUCAAAGAUUGAAAGAAGAGAACUCAGGUUUGCCUCAGCGUGAACUGAUUAGUCUCAUCGAAUCAUGUGUCAUUUGCUUGCGAUCCUUUCAGACAAUUUUUUCUCAAGAUUUGAGACAAGAAAUUUCGAAAUCACUCUUGACAUUUUUGACGUCAAGUGAUUCAACAACAAAUAUUCUGAGAAGCGAUUUGGUCCAGAAGAUUCUAGAACUUUCUUGGGAGUUCCAUUUUGAGCCUUCAGUGUUUGCUCACUUGGUGACUAGAACUAAAGCUUCUGGAAAUAAUAUGAAAAAGCAGAGCUUAUUUUCAAGAUGUCAGGCAAAGUUUAGCGAAAAAUGUGUCGGCGAAAUAGAAAAGUGCGCAUCGUUUUUGUUACAGAUUCAAGAUGGAGCAAAAUUGAUGAAGUUUAUCGGUUCUGCAUUGGAUACGUGGUUUAUAAACAGACAAAAGUGGGAGAUAUCAAAUACUGAACGAAACAAGAGCAUCACUACUUUUCUGAAUGUUUUGGAUCAGAUAUGUAAAAUCCACGAUGUCGAAAUAAGCGCCGACAAUCAACUUGUGGAUGACAAAUCUGCGAUUUUAAUCAAUUUAGUUUCACUCGAUUCUGAGAAGGUUUUGAACAAAAAAGAGCAUUCAAACAUAGUUAUAGAGCAUUUUUGUUCUACAUUGCAACGGAAAAAUGUGCAGCUGUCUUCAAAGUGCCGAUCUUUAGAUCUGCUUCCGUUUCUGCUCAAUGUCGAAGACCAGAUAAUAGAAGAAAAGGCUUUUGCUUGUUUGAAUGAAUUCACAAACAAUGAACUAAAUGUUCAAGAAAUUAUGAGUUGUAACGUUGAUGAGUGCAGUUUUUUGAACAACAACGGUUCAAAAAAUUACAUCAAAGUGAGUUUCGAGAAGCUGUUUUUCGCUCUGAGAAUAACUUCAAAUCACACACUUCUGAAACUACUUAUCGCCCCUGUUUGUCGCGAACAAAAGUUCCCUUAUCUAGAACAGUUCAACGCGUCCCUGGAGUCGGCUGUUCUCGCAUCCAAAUGGAACGUGGCCAAUAUUUCCAAGAUAUUUGAGGAAACUCUGAACAUGGCUCUAGGAAGUUACACUCUAAUGCCACAAGUGAGAAGAAGGGUUUUCGAGCGUGUUUUAAAGCCGCUCAUUAAUGGAGCUUCAACGAACGUAUUCAAGCAAACUUUCUUGCAAACACUUGAAAAACUAAUAGCCGUCAUUGAGUUUUUCGAAAAUCUGAACCCUUUGAAUCGGGCAAACAACGAGACCAUGUUGAUAGAUAAGGUUCUGGACUUAGAAAUUGUUCUUUCUAUUUUUGAAGCCGCUGUUCAAAUUUUGGCGCCGUCAGAAUUUUCAAAACUGGAAUCAGAACUCAAUCAAAAAUUUCACGCAGUUUCGAAGCGUGAUGGGAAAAUGUCGUUCAUGAAAUUUUUGCUGCAGACUAGUGCCAACUGUAAGAACCAAGUUUUAAUUCCACCAAAUGUGCCAAAAGUAGACAAAGACGUUUCUGGACAACUUGCGUGUGUAGCCUACCAAUGUCUAACAAGUGUAAUCAUGAACUGUGUGAACAAAUCCGAGUUCUUCGUUUCCUUUCUUCUGGACGAGAAACCAAAAAAUCAAAAGUUGUGGCUGAGUGUUUUGAUUGAGACGGACUCAAUGUUCCAGUUUGCAGCCGAAGUAACUUCCCCGCAGGCUGUGAAGAUGAAGCGACUCGAGUUGAGGUCUAGGCGUUCUUUUAGAAGACAGAAUUCGGGUGCCAUGACCUCUUUCCCUUUUUCGGAGAGUGGGUGGACGCAGCGCAACUACCUGUCAUCUCUUCACAUUCAGGAUAGUAGCGUAAGAGAAGAGCUGGCUCAGUUCGACUUCAACGACGCAUCUGUGCGAUUGCCUCCUUCAGCCCGUCAGGAAGCAUGGGGAGAGCCUGACCAGGAACCCAUGGACGUCGACGGGGAAUCGCGAGAUACUCCCAGAGAGUAUCUGGUUCCGAAUGUGGUCGAGGAUCCUGUUACAUCAUUGCCUAUAUUUACUACUGUUGUUCACAUCGUGAAGCAUCUGAGCAGUCUGCAACAAAAGUCGGAAGCGAGUUCAAGUGUGCUUCCAGUUGCAUCACAACACACAUCUAAUGCCACCAACUUGCCCAACUGGGUUGGCAAGUUUCAGCUGCAGUUACAAACAGCUCAACAUGUGAAUGUGUUGGUGUUUGUAGCAAAAGUGCUCAUUUUGUGUGAGGACGACUUCGCAGCCUGGGCUGAUUCACUUCUGCCUGAUCUCAUUCGGGUGCUCGAAAUGUAUCUCUCCCAGUCUAAACUCAUAACAUCGUUUGUAGUGGAGCUAACGUGUUUGGUUGCCGAUUGGUACCAACUAGUCAAGGCUCACAACUCAGCCUUCCAACUGGGCAAAAUCGAGAAGUCCAGUUUGGACAGGAUUUUUACUCUCAUGGUCCAACACGCGGCACAUUCGAACUCGGCGUUGAUGAAAAACAACCUCGAACUGCUCAAAAUUCUAAUGGAAAAUUUCAAAUGUUUUCUCGAGUUCGAUUUUAAUGUAAUUUAUGAUAAACUGCGUUUAACGCCGACAGAAAAAUCGCCCGAAUUAGAAUCUGGGAUCCAGAUUUUGGGUCUAAUUGCCGCGCACAAAUGCCCGACAUUUCCGAGAAUCUCGAUAAUUGAACGGUGCACUAUGUUUCAAUCGUUAACCAAGCAUUUGACAAAUUCUAAUGUGCGAGUGUAUGCGCCAGUGGCUGAAACAGUUGGCUUAAUUUUAUCCUUUUAUCGCGGAGACGCUACAGAUGAAUUGUUGUUUGAAGAGCUGAACAAAACAGCAGUUCAAGCUUUGGUCCUAGUGAAGCAAAGUGAGGGUCGUGUUAACUCGCUGGGACGCUUCUUCUCAAUCUUUUCCUACAUUUGCGAUCGGUUCAGCCAGUUCGGGUCUGAGAUGGUGGACCAGGCAUUCUUCUGUCUGUCCAAUUUGACAGGAAGAGCGAAGGUAGACUGUCUGAAUGUCAUAUACCAUCAUUGCACUACUCACCCCAACGCCUUCUUAUCCCUCAAAAGUCACGGAAUUUUGUCGAACAUGUUGUCUAAUUUGGACUCUGCAGUCCAGUUUGCCAGUCUCAGAGUUCUUCACCAGAUGGUCCAAGUGUUAACAGAAGAGCAAUAUCAGGACGUCUUAGAUGUUAUCUGCAGAAGAGCUUCCGACCACCUCGCCGCUUCCAGUUCCAGACUAAAAAUGUUCCAAAUUUUAAUGGAAAUGCACAAGAAAAGUAAGGAUUCAAAUUUGCACUUAGCUAAAUCUGUUUUGAGAUUCUUAAUUCGAGGGGUGGGAGACUCGGAUAAAGUGAUCUCUUUGGCCGUUCUCACUUACAUCUCGAAACUAGACUCGCUGCCAGAAUCAGUUUCGGAGAGAAUUUUGUCUCUGUUCCAUAAUUUCUACAACCACGAGCAUAGUUCAGUUUUCAUCAAGUAUUGCAUCAACGUCAUCUUUGAUGCGUGCAGCCGAAGUCCAGACUAUUCGGUGGAAAUGUUUGAACAUCCUCUGGACAAAUGUUCCUUCGAAAGUGUUCCUAUCCAAAACGCCUGGCUCAAUCACCACUCUGGCUUACUGCCCAUGUUCAUAGACACUCAGCCCCUGGUUAAAGUCACGGAAAGCUGGCAAGCUCUGGGUUUUUCCCAAUCUAUGGGCCCUGAUUCGUCCUCUUUAUCGUCGUCUUCGAAUGCAUCUGGAAAUAUUAGAGCGACUUUGCAAAACAAAAACAUGCAGUUUACAGCAACCAAUGUGAGUUUUGAAGCGUCUCAAACCUUCUCUUGGCUAGAUAACGCAGGCGAUGGAUCGAAUCCCAGCCAGGGCGAAUCUUCGCAGGCUUCUUAUGAGUCGACCCUUGUUGCGGAUGUUAGAAAUGAGUCGAAAAGAGUUGCCUCCAAUCGAGGAAAGCGAAGAGUGUUAGUGCGUACUGAGAAUGGAUUUAAAGACGUAAUAGCUGAUGAAAUGCAGGACAAAGGCGGAACAAAAGUUAGUGCUAGAGAUCGCGUUAGACUCACAGUCUUGGCUAAACGAGACAGCAAUGAAGAGAAGUCUUAUUUCGUGAAGAAAGCGUACGAUGCAGCUAAAGAACGGAAUAGAACGACGAUUGAAGCGUCAGUCCGGAAGGCAAACGAAGUGGUCAUCUACCGCAACUACAGAGUCGGAGAUAUUCCCGACAUCCAAAUCAAGCACUCGGAUUUGAUAGUUCCAUUACUGGCGUUGGCGCAAAACGAACCAACUAUUUGCUCACAGCUUUUCGUCCAAGUUUGCGAAGGCGUUAUUGCUAAUAUGGUUGAUUCCAAUUCGGUCGAUGAGGGUUUUUGGGCUGAAAUUUCAGAAGCGUUCAGUGCUGUUCUGAAUGAAUGUCAGUCUAAUGGAGACCAGUUACUAGUUCAAUCGAUCAUCUCUAUCGCCGCAAAAUGGCCUGCAUUUGUGAAACUCGACUCAAAAAAGCUGGUUAUGAGCUCGAUUGAAAAUAAACAAGAACUUUUUGCUGUUGCGUAUCUGGAACAACUAUCUCUUGAAAACAUUGAAAAAUCAAGUGCAAAUAGUGUAGCCUCUGUAAAACGGCGAAAAUUGGACGAAAAUUAUGAUGUUUUGCGCCAAGUUAAUUUCUCAUUGGUGAAGUUGUUCCGAUCUAUCGGCGAUUUCGAUCACACUCACAGUUUUCAAGUUGGUAAUUUCCCAGAACUUACGAAGCAGUUGAUAAAACUAGAAAACUCUCGAAAGUACAAGCAGGCUAUUUUGGACUGCAAAGCGGCAUUAGAAGAAUGCAAAGAUGAUGAAAACGCGGAAGAUGAAGAAUUGUGGAAUGACAUUUUGGUACGCAGCGUGAGUUCCCUGUGUGACUGGAAACAACUCGCGUCGCUUUUCGAUUCGGAACUCAAUUUGGAGGAAAACGAUCAUAUCUUUUCGGGAACUCAUUACAAGUCGUUAGUCGAUGCAAAAUGUAAGGCUCUCCUGGAUGAUUUGGAUGUGUCGGAUGAUUUCUGCUCCUACUUGGAAAAAGUGACGAAUGAUGCAGCCAGUAGGAAAGAGUUCUCCCGCAGGUUUCCUCUCGACAUGAGUCUAGUGCUGGUGAAGCAAGGGUACCCGUUCAAUGCCAAAGACAUCAUCAGGAGCUACGCUCUACCUCAGUUGCAGUUCUCGCUCCGCAGUCUAAUGUUCCCGAGGGGGUUAACAGUCACUUUGGACACAGAAAGGUGUCCUCAAUUUCACCCUCUUUCUCAACUGAUCAAGUUCUUGUGCUCGAACCACCAGAAUUUAACGCAAGAAAAGUCAGCCUGCUUGAUAGAGGAAGUAACAAAAAGUGAAAUGGAUCCCACUACAGUGUCUACUUCUACUUGGGAAGAAGUUAGACUUGUCCGCAAAAUAUGUCUGGAAUUUUUGACAGAAUUGUCUGGCAGCCCCGAUCGCAAACUAGAAGCCCUGGCGGGGUCGAAAAUGGUGGAUUAUAACAUAGACUUCGCGUUAGCUGCCGUGAAGCAAUCUCGAAUCGAGUUGGCAAACCGAGUGCUGAACCAAGUUCGAAGCGCUCCUUCUAUCAACGUUAAUUUAGUUCAAGCUUUUGAAUGUGAGUUGAUGAAUGUUGACUACUUGGUAAAAGUGGCGUCAAUUCAUGAUAAUCCAAAAGUGGUCGAGACUCAUUUCAGGCAAUCGGUUGAUGCUCUUAUAUCUUUUCUCAAAACCGAUGUAGUUUCGAAUCAUGCCAACUACAAUAAAUUUUUGUCGGCACUAGCUAGAAGUUUUCUGUCUAUUCAUAACUUCAAUCCAACUGAUAGCAAACUAGUUUCUGGAAUAACACCUGUUCACAACCAGAAGUUUCCCAACCAUUUCAUGCUUCCAUGGAGUCCCGAUUGCAGCCCUCGAGAUCUGGUGGAUGCCUCCUACAAAACUCUUCAGACUUGUUGCGCGUUCCCGAUGCAAAAAGACGACGAAGUUUCUGCCAAAAGUUUCUUUGACUUGGCCAAAUUUUGUGUCAAUUUUCUGGAUUCUCAAAGUGAACAUGCAUCAGAAAAUGAAGUUGUUUUCGCCGCAGAUGUUCUUCGCUCACUCUUGACAUCAGUUUGCGAGGCCCUCAGGUGUGGCAAAGUUGAAGCGUCUGCUCUUUUCCCAAGAUUGGUCGCCUUAUUAGCCUAUCAAAUGCCAGCAGCGAUCGAAGUGAAUUUUGAAAGAGAAGUGUCCAAAGUUCCAACUUGGAUGUUUUUGAGCUGGGUCGAACAAAUCAUGAGUUAUGUGAGCGAACCAAAUUUGAACAAAUUGCUGAAACCUGUGAUCAUUGCAAUAGCUACUGACUACCCUCAGGCAGUGUAUUUUCCAUUCAAAACUACCCUAGAAGCCACUGAGAAAUUGUCAUCAGAGAAAACUUUUGUCCAGCAAGUGGCAAGUUUGGUGAAAAAUGAGGUUCUGGAGCGAGUUCUGCAAGAGUUGGAAGAAACUGCCUUGACACCCCUGGUUGCGUUAAGUGAUUUAAUGAAAGAAUUUUCAAAGCUUCUGCCGAACGAGAGAAUCGCUGCGUACAGUAAACUCUGCAACGAGCUUUUUGGUGAACAGGAUUCGAGCGCAGAAAUUGUCCAAUCAUUGUUCAAAAAACAACUGGCAGCAAAUUUGAAACCCAAAUUGGAGAAGUUUUGGGGACCAAAGGGUUCCAAGCUAAAAAGUAAAGAAAUGAAAAGUAUUCGUCAGGACUUGGACCAAUUGAGAAAUUAUCAUUCGGACGAGUUCAAAUUACCGAGCACCUUGGCUGAAUACAGUGGUUAUUUGGCGAAUUUCUCUGAAAUUAACCCUUACAGUUCUGUAGAACUACCAGGUCAGUAUGACGGCAAAAACAAACCGGACACUUUGGCUCAUGUGAAAAUUAGUGGGUUUCGAAACGAAGUUAGAGUCUUGGAAUCGAUAAGGAAGCCUAGAAAAAUUUGCAUUCUGGGCUCGGAUGAGCGCGAAUAUUCUUUCUUGCUGAAGGGAGGAGAAGAUUUAAGACAAGAUGACCGUCUGAUGAAAGUGUUCAAGCUGAUGAACAAAUUUCUAGAAGAGAAUUCGGAGACGAAGCAGCGCAAACUGGUCGUUCACACCUAUGAUGUAACUCCUAUGACCUUGAAAUUGGGUUUGAUUCAGUGGGUUCCCAAUACAACCACAUACCAAAUGCUCUUUGAACAGGCAUGUGGAGCUAAGAAAGUGGACGACGCCAAGAAAAACAUGCACAAAAAGGUCACCGGCUAUUUGGGACCAGGGAAAGAUUUUCAGAAGUUCUUCUAUCUCUGGACAAAAGGCGCGAAACAAUCAGAAGCACAACAGUGUCUCCGAGAAUCGUCAUCAAAGAUCGGAGAAUUGAGUUUCAGAAAAGCUAUUGAAAAGCUAUCAGUUUCAGCUGAUGCGUUCAUUGUUCUGAGAGAUCGAUUUAUUCGAAGCUACAGUUGCAUGAGUCUAGCUCAUUACAUUCUGGGAAUCGGCGACAGACACACGAGUAACACACUGGUGGAUCUGAAGUCAUGCUCAGCUGUGGGCAUUGAUUUCGGCCAUGCGUUCGGAACAGCCACUCAGUUCUUGCCCGUUCCAGAGCUGACCCCGUUUCGAAUGACCCCUCUAAUGGCUGGCCUGACUGUUCCGAAGGUUUCGCCAUCUGGUGGAAUUGUUCAUGCGACCAUGCUGAAAACAUUGGAGGCGCUGCAGGACAAUCAGGAGGCAUUGAUGAACAUUCUGCAGGUGUUUUUGAGGGAACCGGUGAUUGAUUGGGUCGAGUUUGCGAACAGACAAGUACAUGCAAUGCGUCGUGCAGGUAAUUUAGAUGAACAUUUGGACGAUACAAAAAUGUCGUGGUACCCGCAGCAGAAACUGAACUGCGUGAAGAGGAAGUUGAACGGUGGAAACCCCAUGUUGUUAAUGAAGUCAGAAGAACUGGACUUGAAUAGUCUGGUCAUGAAAGAUUCGGCCAGUUUGCUCCGGAUAAUAAUAGGGGAGAAAGGGAGUGAGAGGUGGAGCAUGCAGAAUGAGACUAGUUUGAACACUGAUCAACAGGUCACGUGUUUGAUAGACCAGGCCACAGAUCCCAACAUUCUAGGAAGGACUUGGAUAGGGUGGAGUCCAUUUGCAUAACAUGUUGGCGUCAGAGAAUGAACUUAGUGUUUCGAUGAUUUGAAACUUGACUCUUGAACUUUACAAAUCUGAACACAUUGAUUAAUUUUAUGCGAAUAAACUAACAAUUUUCAGCAAUUACAUCUCAC
Molecule: messenger RNA, 12468 nt
Organism: Symsagittifera roscoffensis
Lineage: Eukaryota; Metazoa; Xenacoelomorpha; Acoela; Convolutidae
Product: DNA-dependent protein kinase catalytic subunit-like
Exons: 2
Coding region: 5-12340 (4111 amino acids)
Biological process (GO): protein phosphorylation; telomere maintenance; double-strand break repair via nonhomologous end joining
Cellular component (GO): nucleus
Molecular function (GO): DNA-dependent protein kinase activity; protein binding
Source: RefSeq, a predicted model, not a curated record